This is a messenger RNA of Ziziphus jujuba (common jujube), 2773 nucleotides long. RefSeq lists its product as uncharacterized. The transcript is spliced from 14 exons. Gene Ontology annotation, molecular function: nucleic acid binding. Lineage: Eukaryota; Viridiplantae; Streptophyta; Magnoliopsida; Rosales; Rhamnaceae. The record is from RefSeq and is a predicted model, not a curated record. Bases 170 to 2515 code for a protein of 781 amino acids.
GGCGGAUAGAGUCUCUCUUCUGUCUCUUUCUCUUCCUCUCUAACUCUCUCUCUCUCACAGCUCAGAGCUCAAAAGCUCAAACACAACCUGACUGACGGGUCGAUUUUUCCGUCGCCGUUUGGCAGCGUUUGAUGAGCGUAAUUAGUCCUUUAUCACUAUUUCUUACAAAAUGGACGGUCUUGCUCUCACCGUUGCCACCACUACCACUACCACUACCUCUUCUGCUACUACCUCAUCGUCCUUCUCUUCCUUCACCUGUCGAAUACCCGUUUGUUCAUUUCUUUUCUCUACUAACAGAAGAAAUUUGAAAACCCUCAACUUCCCUUCAAAACCCAUUAAAUUUUCAAUCUUUGCUUCCAGAGAUGAGCCGCCUAAUCUUGACCCUAUGGACCAAAUGGAGCUCAAGUUCGGUCGUUUGAUAGGCGAGGACCCAAAACUUACCCUUGCCAAAAUAAUGGGUAGGAAAGCAAACCCAGAUGCAACUUUUAUUGAAAUUGAAAAAGCCUUUUACAAGAACAAGGGUAAGAUAGUUGAACUAAAAGAGAUACCCAUUGAUGGGUCCAAGGAAGAGCAAUCUUCAAGUUCAUUGGACGGUUUGAAUUUGGUUCGGCCGGUUCCAAAGAAAGGUUUUAAGUCCAAAGCUAAUGAUAAUAAGCCAGUUGUUUCUGAUACUAGAAAACCGAGUCAGUCUCAGUCAUUGAAGAAGCCUGUGGAUGGUAUGAGGAAGCCUGGUGUUCCUAAUGUCAUCUUGAGGAAGCCAACUAUGGUUAAUGAGGAUGAUGUUGAAGAUAAGCCAUCAAGGUUAAGAAUCAAAAGAAAUUUAUCAUUGCCGUUGAAAAAUGUGCAAGCAAAGGAGAAAUUUAGUGAUAUGACACUGUUGAGGAAACCCGAGCCAAUGGUUGUGAAUGAAAGUGGUGAAAAUAAAGAAGAGCAUUCUGGUGAUGCGGAAGCCAAAGUAGUUGGUGAUAUGAAAUUGGAGAUGGUAAGAGAAGAAGUUGGUGAUAAUGGCAGUGAUUUCACUCUAUUGGAAAAACCCGAAACAAGGGCUAUAUUUGAAGGUACUUCUGAGCAGUUUGGCAAUGCAGAAUCUGUAGAAUCUGAUGUAGUUGAUGAUUUUGAGAAUAUGGGUUUGAAGGGUUCGACUGAUGUUUCUCAAGCUGCAGAUGCAAUAAAAUCUGUGGAUGACUCAUUGAUAAAGAGACCUACUCGAUUACAGCCACAAGAGAGUGUUGGGGGUUUCAGUAGCGGUGAGGAGAUGGAGAAAGAACUAUCUGAUUCAAGUUCAGUUAUUUCCAAUGCCAAGCCAUCUGCAGAAGCUGCAUUACGAGGAAAACCAAAAAGAUUAGACCAAUCUAUGAAAGUCGCAUCUGCCAGACCUGAAAAGUUUGAGAACUCAGUUGAGUUCGAGAAUCUUUUUGUUACAUCAUCUUUGGAGGGACAUGAAGAUGCAGAUUGGACUAGAGCAGAAGAUCUGGUUAAGACUGGAGAUAGGGGAGAGGUGGAAUUGAUAAGCUGUAGCAAUAGAGGUUUUGUUGUAUCUUUUGGCUCUUUGAUAGGAUUUCUGCCAUAUCGUAAUCUUGCUGCUAGGUGGAAGUUCUUAGCUUUUGAAUCAUGGUUAAGACGGAAGGGUCUAGAUCCAUCAUUAUACAGGCAAAAUUUAGGAAUUAUUGGAAAUUAUGAUGCUGCAAACAAGAAUUCGUUUCUUGAUUCAAGCCAAUAUUCAACCAUUGAUCUCAAAACAGAGGAACAAAUUUUAUCAGAUAUGAAAGUUGAUGAUCUCCUCAGGAUUUAUGACCAAGAGAAAAUUAAAUUCUUAUCAUCAUUUAUUGGCCAGAAACUCAAAGUAAAUGUGGUGUUGGCCAACCGAAAGUUAAGAAAGCUCAUAUUUUCAUUGAGGCCAAAAGAGAAGGAAGAGUUGGUUGAGAAAAAGAAAAGUCUCAUGGCUAAACUUCAAGUUGGGGAUGUUGUGAAAUGCUGCAUCAAGAAGAUCACUUACUUUGGUAUUUUUGUUGAGAUUGAUGGGGUACCUGCAUUAAUUCAUCAGACAGAAGUGUCAUGGGAUGCCACUCUGGACCCUUUAUCCUACUUUAAGAUUGGUCAGAUUGUGGAGGCAAAGGUUCACCAAUUGGAUUUUACACUUGGACGCAUCUUCUUAUCGUUAAAGGAGAUUAUGCCAGAUCCACUGAUUGAGGCCUUGGAAUCUGUGGUUGGCGAUCAUGGUCCGUUAGAUGGACGACUUAGAGCAGCUGAAGCUGAUAGUGAGUGGGAUGAUGUGGAAUCUCUUAUCAAAGAGUUGCAACAAACUGAAGGGAUUCAGUCAGUGUCAAAGGGCCGCUUUUUCUUAAGCCCAGGCUUGGCUCCAACAUUUCAGGUUUAUAUGGCAUCCAUGUUUGAGAAUCAGUACAAGUUACUUGCUCGAUCAGGAAACAAAGUACAGGAGGUGAUAGUUCAAACAUCAAUGGGUAAAGAAGAGAUGAAAUCUGCAAUUUUAACAUGUACCAACAGAGUGGAAUAGUUUGUUUUUGGUCUCUACCUCGUGAUUUGCACCAGGACUGCUGAUUUGCUCUUGAUAGCUGGCAUCUUGAGAAAUCUUUGCAAUUUUAAAACGGAAACGUUUCAAUGGCGUGGAGGGAUCAAAAUUUUUUCAUUCAUUUUUAUAGAAUAUAGUGAGUUGUCUUGUAAAUUCUCUCAAAGUUAGCUGUAACUACUAAUUAUUUAAAAAAAAAAAAAAUCUGUUACAGUAAUACAAAAUAUCUGUUUUCUUCCUUUUUCA